UGGGGGGUGGGGAGCGCGGAACGAUCCUCUUUUCUCUAGUUUGGAUCUCAAAUUUGAGUAGGGGCUCAUCGAGAUUUCUGGCAGCAGCUACUACGACCUAAGUGCCGCGUCCAUCGGAGGCUCCUUUGCGGGUCGACCCUUUAAGGCUCGCAGUGAAGCCCCUCGCAGGCUCGCGUUCGCAGAGCUAGUUGGAGUACAAGGCUGCUAACCGGACAGCCUUAUAGAUCACCGUGCAACAAGACGGGGUUCAUGCAUUCCUCCGUUGUAGUGUCUCGCUAUGUUUCCGCUGACUGAGGGGAGCAGGCCUGUAGCACAGCUGUUGUUCAGUUCCGGCACCUGUCCAAGAUGCAUCUUCAGAUUCUGUGGUGUGGGUCUUCCCGCACCGUACAAACACCCAGCCAAGGAGCUGCUCAAUGAGCUACAAAAAUUUCUAGAACCAGAAAAACAUGAAUUAAUUUUGGAAGUUCCAAAGCCGCCAUUGAAGAAAAUUCGUUUACAUGAAGAUGGGAUUGAUAAUCUGAGUGAAGACGGAAAGGAGGGAGUCUCUGUUACUGAAGACGCAAGUGUGACUGCGAAGCCUUCGAAGAUGAGCGUGUGCAAUGUUUGCUUAGGGAUUCUUCAGGGGUUCUGUGAGAAGGGGUUCAUCGCAGAGGUUUGCCAGAAAGUUGAAGCCUCUGGGUUUGAAUUCAGCAGCGUGGUUUUAUCUGUCUCCUUCCCGCCGCAGCUGUCGGUGAGAGAGCAUGCUGCGUGGUUGCUGGUAAAACAGGAAAUGGGAAAGCAGAGUCUGUCCCUGGGAAGAAAUGAUGUAGUUCAGCUGAAAGAAGCCUACAAGUGGAUAGCUCACCCCCUGUUCUCAGAGGAGCUGGGAGUUCCCACGGAUGGAAAGAGCCUGUUCGAAGUGAGUGUUGUCUUUGCUCACCCCGAAACAGCUGGGGAUUGCCGUUUCCUAGGUGAAGUUUGCCCAGAUUGUUUCAAACCAGCCAAAAACAAACAGUCAGUAUUCACCAGAAUGGCAGUUUCGAAAGCUUUGACUAAGAUAAAGGAAGAAGACUUCCUCACGCAAUUUCCUUGUCCUCCAAACUCACCAAAGACUGUAUGCACUGUUCUUGAAGUUGAAUGCACUCAUGGUGCUGUUUUUGUCGCUGGCAGGUAUAAUAAAUACUCCAGAAAUCUACCACAAACUCCUUGGAUAAUUGAUGGAGAAAGGAAAAUGGAAACUUCGGUAGAAGAAUUAAUCUCAGAUCAUCUGCUGACAGUGUUCAAAGCAGAGAAUUUCAAGUCUGAGAGAGCUGUUGGUGUAGCUCAGUGGCUUCAGGGAUGUGCUGCUAAGAUGGAUGGUUUUAAUUUCUCAUCCUCUGGACGAGAAGACGUAGACGUGAGAACAUUAGGAAAUGGAAGGCCCUUUGCUGUGGAGCUGCUGAAUCCUCAUCGAGUCCAUUUCACUGUGGAAGAGAUUAAGGCGCUACAGCAGAAGAUUAACAAAUCAUCUGACAAAAUCAAAGUCCGUGACUUGCAGCUUGUCACCAGAGAGGCGAUAGGGCGUAUGAAGGAAGGUGAGGAAGAAAAGACUAAGACCUACAGUGCCUUGAUAUGGACGAAUAACGCCAUCCAGAGGAAGGACAUUGGGUUCCUGGAUGACCUGAAGGACUUAAAGAUUGACCAGAAGACACCCCUCCGGGUCCUUCACCGAAGGCCUUUGGCUGUGAGAACUCGGGCCAUUCACUCUAUGGAGACACACUACCUGGAUGAGCACCAUUUUCGUCUGCGUUUGAAGACCCAAGCUGGAACCUACAUUAAAGAAUUUGUGCAUGGAGACUUUGGGAGAACCAGGCCGAACAUCGGCUCUCUGAUGAACAUGACCGCAGACAUUCUCGAGCUAGAUGUGGAGUCUGUAGAUGCCGACUGGCCGCCUGCGCUGGAUGACUAGCUCUCACGUUGGAAUGCAGAGGGCUUUCCUGGCAUGGUGUGGACAUCCAGGUGGCAUAUCCUGGAAAAUGGCUGCUUACCCGCCAUAGCGGUGUCUUCAGAACCACUUGGAUCAUGUUGAUCUGCUCCUAAAGUUCACUGUAACAUCUCAGGAUCUAUAUGUAUGCAUAUUUUGUGUUGUGUUGUUCUAAGAAUGUCUUAUGUUUUCUCAUUCCCCAUCUCAUGACCACAAAACCAAAAUAGGAGGAAUCAAACCAUUUUCCUUCUGGUCUGUUACUUAGAUAUGAAAUGGGAGGCACUGUCAAUCAGGAGAGCUGGGACUUUUAGCAUGAUCUCCUACAGGAGAUGAUAUCUUUAAAGUAAUUUGCUAAAGCUUUCAGAUCAUCUGAAUAAAUGAAUAAAUCUGAAAAACUAGACACAUGUAGAAGAGUGUCCUAUAAUAUUCCAAUAUGUCAAACACAAAUCUGCUUCUAAUAUUUUUCCACUUACCCUCAGGCAAGCUUCUAUUAUCAAUACUUUAAGGAAUGAUUUGUCAUGGUCCUUAUGACCCCCAGGUUACUAUUUUGAUAAUCGGAAAUUGUCAGUACGUGUCUCCCGCAAAAGCCAAGUGACACCUUACCACUCAUUGGAAGCAGACUCUAGACACUGCCUACAUCUUUUGUCUUUUACUUAAAGAGAAACAAGUGCCUUCAGUAACUUUUGUCCCAGAGUUAUAAAUUUGAAAAUUCAAUAAUGCUAAAGAAAUAGUGUUUCAAUUAUUUUCUAAUUUCAAAUGUUUUCUAAAUAUCUAACAUAUCUAAUUACAUAAACAAGGAAACAAAAGUUAAAUGACACAGUUACUCUUGUCUGCAUCUCCAGGGUCCUUUCUAUAACCUUGCCAGGAGCACCUGCCACUCCUGUGGGUGACAGUGCCCUCAAGAAUGCCAGCAGGUUGGCUUCUGGAAUUGAGAGAUCAAGUGGUACCCCUGAGAAAUGGCUAAUGUAUGUCUUAUAUGAUCUCAUAAUUGUCACUUAUAAUGGCAUAGUGAAGAAAAAUUUUAAACAUAUUGAACCAGAAGAAGAUGAAUUAAUCAUUAAAAAUACCAGAAGGGAAGCUCAAUAAAAUGUAGAUUUAAGUAAAAUUUUCAUCAGCUAGUCUAACUUCUUGAGUUUUUUUUUGAUGUAUUGAUUUGAAUAGCAUUUGAUUAUUCACAUUUCUCAUCUUUGCCCACAAUUCGCACUGAUCCUUAAGAUGUAUUCUAUGAGGAAGAUGUUUUUGAUUGAGAUGAAAGGGCAGCCUGCUCUUUGAAACCAGGUUUCAUCGUGUGUGAAUAAUAGCAAAGGGUUUUUCAUUGUCAGAAAAUUGCAAAGGGAAUAACAGAACCUAAUUGAUAAAAAGUGAAAAGUUAAAGACUUCUAUGGAAUGUUUCUUGCUUCUGAUGAAAUUUUGCUAAAACAUUUAAAUCAUUUGGAAAAAGCCUUUGAGCAUGCUUUUUUUUUUUUUUUUUAAGCUCAGUUUUGAAUGAAAUGGACUCAAAACAUGAAGGUCUGGGACUCCCAGCAAAGCAUUCCUUGAAUUAUUUCCUGUUGAAAGAUAAACAGCGGCUAUAGACACUCAGUCCUUGGGCGGAGGGCAGCGGCUCAGGGAGGCUGUGUGUCUGCCUCCCUCUGCUCACACUGUGCCUUCACUUUGCUCCUCUUCUAUACGGUUUGUUUACAUUCAAAGCAAUGUUUAUGUUAUUUGCAGAAUGAGUUAGGUCUCUGUUCUUAUCUUUGUUGCAGAUGUAACCUGUAGCUUAUUUUCAGGAAAAAUAAAAAUAAAAAACAACUCUGGAGAGCUAGAGAGAGCAAGAAAAAGAAAAGGGUUGAUAAAGGAGACUCUUCCGAGUAAGAUAGCUGGUUACCUGUGCAAGUUAGAUGAAGUGACUAAACAAGUUAGAUUUACAUUUCCUAAGAGACAGCCAGCAUUGUCUUUCCCUUGGGGCUGUAUAAUAUGUUUCUAAGUUUAUUUUUACCAGUUUCAUACACAAUAUAACACAGUAGUCACACUUAGUCCAUUUUCUGUAUUGUUUCUGAGACAGGCUUUCUCUCUAUAACCCUGUUGUCCUAGAGCUCACAGGUUUCUGCCUGCCUCUUCCUCCAAGGUGCUGGGAUUCAUGGCCUGUGCCAGCACGCUGAGCCCCACUUUAUCCCCCCACCAUCUCCAACAAAAGCCCUCCCUACAAGACCCUUUCCACUGUCGUGUCUUUGUUCUGUGACCCACUGAGAUUAACUACCUUUGUGGGUAUGGAUGUAAAACACAGAACUCACAAACAGAAGCAGCAUUUAAGCCGGUGCGCCUUCAAGCAUCUGUCAACAGCUAGUAGUUCUUGGGGAGAGGCAGGGCCCCGUGACCCACUCCCUACCCACGCGAGCAUCAUGGUACCGUGAGGUCAUGACUGCUACAGUCGUGUCAUCUUGUCGAAGGCUGUUUCGGCAGUCCUCAGCUAGCUCAUCGACUCUUUUAAACCUACCCUUGAGAAUGAACCGAGUGAAGUGAGCUUUGUGAGGGAGGUCACAAGACACAGGGUUUCACUUUGUAGCUUGGGCUGCACUUGAAGUUACGAUUCUCCUUCCGCUGCCUCUCAAAGUGUCUGGAUUAUAUUCAUGAGCCACAACCCCCGUCCAGAUACAAGCUUUUCUGACUGGUUUUAAGAUAGCUCUUAGUUAGGCUUUCUGUUGCUGUGAUGAUACACCAUGGACAAAAGCAACUUGGGGCAGAAAGGGUUUAUUUCUCUUACACUUCCAUUAUUGACAGAAGUCAGGGCAGGAACUCAAGCAGAAGGCAAGGAGGAAUGCCGCUUACUAGCUUGCUCUGCUGAACAAGAGCUCCAUACACCCAGGGCCAUGUGCUCAGAGUGGCUCCGCCCACAGUGGGCUGGCCCUCCCACAUCAAUCAUUAAUCAAGUUUGUACUGUAGGCUGAUCCUAUGGAAGAAUUUUCUCCAUUGAGAUUCCCUCUUCCCAGAGAGCCUAGCCUGUACAAAGUUAACAAAAACUAGCUGGCAGAGUCUCUGUCUUACUAUGAAAAAAGUAUUACUUUCAUAUCUUAAAUUUUUUUUCCUUUCAAAAUGAUUCAAAACUUAAUUAAAAAGUACAAAGGAACUUUCCCACGGAGUUGCUGAGUCAGCCCCACCUCAUCAUCCCAAAUACAUACAUAGAAUGUAAUUCCUAGAAGACAUCUUGUAAAUUACAGGCCACCCACCAUACCAGGAAGUGAGCUUCCAUAGACCACCAUUACCUAGCCCAAAUGUAUCAGCCAGGUUGUCUGUCCAUCUGUCUGUCACAGGCUCCAUGAGCGAGCCCUCCCACUUUGUAGUCAGUGUAUGCUGACAUUCAUGAAGCAGUUGUACAACUUCAGACCAGUUCUUUAGUGGAUGAUGCUCAGCUGCGGUGUGCCUGGUACUAGAUUUAAGCACGUGAGAGCACCACAGAGGAGAGGUUUCCUCCUUGCAUCUUACCAAAUUUCCCAGUCCCCAAGUUGGUAAUUGGGCAAGGUAUUGUCUAUCAAACUCUUCUGGUCUUAGCGUCCUCUCUUGUCCGUCUCUACUCAGUGCCUUGCAAAUAGACCAAAUUUUCAUUCAUCAGAUUGGAAUCCACGGAAGAUCCCUACCUAACGCAGUUAUUACUGAUUCUAAGGAACAGUUGCUAAUGCCUGUCAUUCUUUUCACACGUAUUGAAUGGUAUCCCACUGAGAGGGAGAGCCUUCUCUCCCUUACUGCAUGGGUUUGGAUUGUAGCCUGGGCUUGCUUGUUUGUUUGUUUGUUUGGUGGUGUUUGGGACUGAACCAAGACAAAGCAGUGUUGUCACUAAUAGAUUCUCAUUUUAUUCAA
Molecule: messenger RNA, 5776 nt
Organism: Apodemus sylvaticus (European woodmouse)
Lineage: Eukaryota; Metazoa; Chordata; Mammalia; Rodentia; Muridae
Gene: Pus10
Product: pseudouridine synthase 10
Exons: 19
Coding region: 278-1927 (549 amino acids)
Biological process (GO): tRNA pseudouridine synthesis
Molecular function (GO): pseudouridine synthase activity; RNA binding
Source: RefSeq, a predicted model, not a curated record